This is a messenger RNA of Spinacia oleracea (spinach), 1945 nucleotides long. RefSeq names its product probable receptor-like serine/threonine-protein kinase At4g34500. The coding region runs from base 247 to 1650 and encodes 467 amino acids. The transcript has 7 exons. NCBI's taxonomy places the organism in Eukaryota, Viridiplantae, Streptophyta, Magnoliopsida, Caryophyllales, Amaranthaceae. Gene Ontology annotation, molecular function: protein kinase activity; ATP binding. Gene Ontology annotation, biological process: protein phosphorylation. The record is from RefSeq and is a predicted model, not a curated record.
AACCGUUGAAACCGCUCCCUCACAGUCACACUCACUAUAGUCUCUCUCUCUGAGCUCAUCUCAGUUGUUGCUUUCCCAGUCUGAGAUUUCUUCUAAAUGACUCCAUCUCUUUAUCUCUCCUCCCAAAUCACCUGAUUUCCCCUGUAAUUCCAAUGGCAGAAGAAUUUACCCUUUAGAAACCAACAUCAAAAUACACCCUCUUUUUUCUCUCUCUAGAAUUUCCUCAGCUUUUCUCUACCAUCAACAAUGGCGACGGAAAAUGCAGGAAAAGAUAGCAACCCAGAAAAAGCCAUUACUCAAACACUAGCCUCAACCUCAAUUAUGGGUGUAAAACUCUACAUUUUGAUUUUAAUUUUCGUGGGUAUUCUGAUUUGUUCUUGUUUUCUCCUUCUCCUCUGUUUAAUCAGACGGAAAAACAAACUGGGUGGUCGAAAUCGGGUGUUUUUGCGGCAUAAUUCGGGUAUAAUUCCGUUAGUUUCGACGGAAAUUAGGUUAAUAGAUGAUAAAAAUGGAGUGAAAAGGAAUUUGGGGGAGAUUCUAAAGGGGGAUAAAACAGAGGAAAUUGGGAUUUUGGUUAAAGGAGGAGGAAAUGGGAGGAGUAAAUCGGCGGAAAGUAGCGACGGAAGUUCAUCAAGUAAAGCGUCGGUGAUCUCGUCGGAUAUUCCUAAUAUUGGGUGGGGGCGUUGGUACAGCUUGAGGGAGCUUGAGCUUGCGACACGUGGAUUUUCCGAUGAGUAUAUAAUCGGUGAAGGUGGUUAUGGGAUUGUUUACAAGGGUAUUCUUGAAGAUGGGUCUAUUGUUGCUGUCAAGAAUCUUCUAAACAACAAGGGGCAAGCGGAGAAGGAGUUCAAGGUAGAAGUCGAAGCCAUAGGAAAAGUAAGGCAUAAGAAUUUGGUUGGUCUUGUUGGCUACUGUGCAGAUGGGUCUCAAAGGAUUCUUGUGUAUGAAUAUGUCGAAAGUGGCACUCUAGAACAAUGGUUGCAUGGAGAUGUCGGAGAUGUAAGCCCUUUAACCUGGGAUAUCCGAAUGAAGAUUGCCAUUGGAACUGCCAAAGGACUGGCUUAUUUGCACGAGGGACUAGAACCGAAGGUUGUUCAUCGUGAUGUAAAGUCUAGUAACAUCCUUGUUGACAAAAACUGGAAUGCAAAAGUAUCCGAUUUUGGGCUAGCCAAGCUUUUGGGAUCCGAAGCAAGCUAUGUGACUACUAGAGUAAUGGGAACAUUUGGGUAUGUCUCCCCAGAGUACGCCAGCACAGGUAUGCUCAGUGAGUGGAGUGAUGUAUACAGUUACGGAGUUCUUCUUAUGGAAUUGAUUACAGGAAGGUGUCCAGUUGAUUAUUCUAAACCACCUGGAGAGAUGAACUUGGUUGAUUGGUUCAAGGGAAUGGUAGCAAAUCGACGUGCAGAAGAAGUGGUGGAUCCAUUAAUUGCUGAUCAACCGCCACCUAGGGCACUAAAACGGGUCUUGUUGAUCUGUCUGCGGUGUAUAGAUCUUGAUGCCAGUAAACGGCCAAAGAUGGGCCAGAUUGUGCAUAUGCUCGAGGCAGAUGAGUUUCCCUUUCGUUCUGAUCAUCGACCUGCACGUCAAGAAGUUCCUCUAACAUCUGCUACCCAGAAACUUCAGUUAUCUGAUAAAGGAUUCUCCAGGUGAUUAUCAUCGGAUUUAUUUAGAGUUCAUUACACGAGAAAGUGAGGGGGGAAACUUGUAUAUUAAGCUAGCUUAUACAAACAAGAUUACAAGCAAGCCUUGGAUGGAUGGUAUGGUUUGUUGGUUUAUUCUUUUUUCUUUUUUUUUUUUUUUUUUUUUCUCAUAUCAUCUUUUUUAAAUGAGCCUUGGGUGUAUAUAGAACGAGUAGUAUUUAUCGGUUUUCUAGGAGUAAGAUUUUCCUAAUUUGUGGAAAAAGUUGGAUAUUCAAACAUUAUUUAUGAUCAGCAUAAUUUUGCAA